GGUUGCCUAGCAGCGGCGUGUGUUGCUCCGUAGCCCCGGCGGCGGCGGCGGCGCGCGGGCAAUGCCCAAGAAAGCGGUGGUCACCAUACGCUAUGGGCCCUACAGCGCGGUGGGCCUGGCCGUGGAGCACCGCACCUUCCGCCUGGAGGGCUUGCAAGCUGUGUUGAAGAAGGAUGGGCAUGAGGUCGUCCUGGAGAAGAUAGAAGACUGGGACGUGGUGGAGCUGGUGGUGAACGGGGAGGUUGUCUUCCACUGUAACAUUAAGGACCUGGAAUUUGGAGGUGACGGUAAACUCGACCCGCUGUGCGAAGAGGCGAGGGUAGCUGUGCUGAAAGCCUACUGAGCUCCUGGAGCUGCACCUGCAGGCGGCGUGGUGGGGCCGGGCCACCAGGCUCUGCCAGGCCGAACAAAGCGACACCAGCCCGUCCUUUGGCCCGAGCUGCAUCAGGUUUCUGACCUGCUGCAGAGGGACCUGCGAAAAUAAUAAAACCGCAUCCUGGGCGGCAGCUCUCAAUCACGACCCAUAGGGAGAGCCUCCGAUAUCAGGUGCACGAUGAGCUGAAAGAAAUAAUAAAUGCAAUCUAAUAACAGCGCCAUCCCUUCCUAAUAACGCAUCGUUGCCAGAAGCACCUUCGACUCUACCCCGUAGUAAGCGGAGAGCUACGAACAGGAGAAAUUAAAGAGAGGUUGGGGGCGCAGCUGGGAAUAGAGGCCUUUGGAGUCUGAACCGAACGUGGACGUCCGUAUUUGGAAAUCCGGCUGUUCCUGCAGACUCGUGUCUUGCUCCUGGUGCUAUAAGAACCUAAAGUUGCUCAUAGAAAGGUAGCAGAGGGGCAGGCAUUUAGCAGAUCUGCCCGACACCCGCAUCCCAUAGCAGAGUGCCUGGGCUUGAGUCCCAGCUCACAUCCUGAUUCCAGCUGCCUGCCUGUGUGCACCCUGGGAGACGGGGUGAUGGCUCCAGUAACUGAGUCCCUGAACACCCACAUGGGAGACCUGGAUGGAGGCUCCUGGCUCCUGGCUCCUGCCUGGCCCGGCUCCAGCCACUGCAGGCAUUUGGGGAGUGUGAACCACUGAAUGGGCUGUCUCUGUCUCUCUCUCCCUGUCACUUUGCUUUUCAAAUAAAUAAUUUACAAAAAAAAAAAAAAUAGCUCAAACUGAAUCUUCAUUUAUCCUCAUUUAAAACAAGAAGACUGGGGCGGGUGUUGUUAAACCACUGGGGUCACCCACAUUGCAUAUCAGGUGCCCGCUGGAGUCUCAGCUACUCUGCUCCUGAUCCAGCUUCCUGCUAAUGCGUCCUGCAAGGCAGCUGGUGAUGGCCCACUACUUGGGUUCCUGUUACCCAUAAGGGAGACCUGAAUGGAGCUCUGGGCUCUUGGCUUCAGUCUGGCCCAGCCCUGGCUGUUAGGGGCAUUUGGGGAAUGAAUUGAUGAAUGGAAGAUUUCUCUCUCUCUCUCUCUUGCUCUUUGUUACUGUGCCUUUCAAGUGGGUGAGAAUAAAUAAACAUCUACAAGUAAGGCAAGGUAGUCUGCCUCCUGUUGCAUUUGCCAGUAUAGUGGGCUGAAUCUGAGGAAAGCCUGAAAGAAUUGUGGGCAGAAGUAAAAGGAACAGGACGCAGUUCCAGAAAGUGAAAGAGGGGUUUUGCUACCAGCACUUGGGCCAUCUUCCACUGCUUUCCCAGGCCACAGCAGAGAACCGGAUCAGAAGUGGAGCAGCCAGGACUCGAACCAGUGCCCAUAUGGGAUGCCGGCACUGCAGGUGGCGGCUUUACCUGCUACACCACAGGGCCGGUCCCUCGCACCUGAUGCUUGAUGGGCGUGAGAAGGGUUCCUGGGAGAUGCCUGUGCCUGGGGCUCUGUGUUCCUGUCUCAUGCAGAGGUGAAUGAUAUCUGCACCUGUGUUACUGGGAAAAGGCACAGGUGACCAGGGUUA
Molecule: messenger RNA, 1929 nt
Organism: Oryctolagus cuniculus (rabbit)
Lineage: Eukaryota; Metazoa; Chordata; Mammalia; Lagomorpha; Leporidae
Gene: C15H10orf53
Product: chromosome 15 C10orf53 homolog
Source: RefSeq, a predicted model, not a curated record